This is a messenger RNA of Myodes glareolus (Bank vole), 4114 nucleotides long. RefSeq names its product casein kinase 1 alpha 1 (gene Csnk1a1). The record is from RefSeq and is a predicted model, not a curated record. Gene Ontology annotation, molecular function: protein kinase activity; ATP binding. Lineage: Eukaryota; Metazoa; Chordata; Mammalia; Rodentia; Cricetidae. Gene Ontology annotation, biological process: protein phosphorylation.
AAAGAGCGCCCGAGAUCCCUUUCCCAGAGUGCUCUGCGCCGUGAAGAAGCGGCUCCCAGGGACUGGGGGCAUUUUGUGUUGGCUGGAGCUGGAGGAACAAGAUGGCGGCAUUGACGGAGUGACGGGGUCCCUCCGGGCCGGAGCCGGCGGCACUGGUGGCAUCGGUACCACCGCCCUAACUCACCGCGCCCCUUUCCCAGCCCGCAACGUCGCCGCGGACGCGAGACAUCGGCGGCCGCCCCAAAGCAACCGGCCGAGCGUCAGCCGCCGCGAUCACCCUUCACGAACCGCGGCCCGGCCCUCAGCGAGCGGCGGCGAUCCGGCUUCUCGCAGCCGACUCCGCGCCCCUGUAACGCCAACAAAGCCUCGCUUUUCGCUUGCCUGCCGCGCUCCGCAGUUUUACCGGGCGGAACAGACCCGGAGGCCUCCAUCCUCCCCCUAGAGGUGUCGGGGCUUCGCCCCCGCCUCCAUCUUCGCUUCUCAGGAUGGCGAGCAGCAGCGGCUCUAAGGCCGAAUUUAUCGUCGGAGGGAAAUACAAACUGGUGCGGAAGAUCGGAUCUGGCUCCUUCGGGGACAUUUAUCUGGCGAUCAACAUCACCAAUGGCGAGGAAGUGGCAGUGAAGCUAGAAUCCCAGAAGGCCAGGCAUCCCCAGUUGCUGUACGAGAGCAAACUGUAUAAGAUUCUUCAAGGUGGGGUUGGCAUCCCUCACAUACGGUGGUAUGGACAAGAAAAAGACUAUAAUGUGCUAGUCAUGGAUCUUCUAGGGCCCAGCCUUGAAGAUCUCUUCAAUUUCUGUUCAAGAAGGUUCACUAUGAAGACUGUACUUAUGUUAGCUGACCAGAUGAUCAGUAGGAUUGAAUAUGUGCACACAAAGAAUUUUAUACACAGAGACAUUAAACCAGAUAACUUCCUAAUGGGUAUUGGGCGUCACUGUAAUAAGUGUUUAGAAUCUCCAGUGGGGAAGAGGAAAAGAAGCAUGACUGUUAGUCCUUCUCAGGACCCAUCUUUCUCAGGAUUAAACCAGUUAUUCCUUAUUGAUUUUGGUUUGGCCAAAAAGUACAGAGACAACAGGACAAGGCAACACAUACCAUACAGAGAAGAUAAAAAUCUCACUGGCACUGCCCGAUACGCUAGCAUCAAUGCACAUCUUGGUAUUGAACAGAGUCGCCGAGAUGACAUGGAAUCUUUAGGAUAUGUUUUGAUGUAUUUUAAUAGAACCAGUCUGCCCUGGCAAGGGCUAAAGGCUGCAACAAAGAAACAGAAAUAUGAAAAGAUUAGUGAAAAGAAGAUGUCCACUCCUGUUGAAGUUUUGUGUAAGGGGUUUCCUGCAGAAUUUGCCAUGUACUUAAAUUACUGUCGUGGGCUGCGCUUUGAGGAAGCUCCGGAUUACAUGUAUCUGAGGCAGCUAUUCCGCAUCCUUUUCAGGACCCUGAACCACCAAUACGACUAUACGUUUGAUUGGACGAUGUUAAAGCAGAAAGCAGCACAGCAGGCAGCCUCUUCCAGUGGGCAGGGUCAGCAGGCCCAAACCCCCACAGGCAAGCAAACUGACAAAACCAAGAGUAACAUGAAAGGUUUCUAGGCGUGAAUUGAGGAAGAGAAGCAGCAGAGCAGAUGAUUGGAGCAGCAUUUGUUUCUCCCCAGACUAGACUUUUAGUUCAUAUGUACACUAGCCAGUGGUUGUGAACAACCAUUUACUUGGUGUAAAGAACUUAAUUUCAGUAUAAACUGGCCCUGGGCAGCAUUGCUGGUGCUGACCCUGAGCUGUAGCCGCUGUAAUUGUGAAUAUUAACUGAGGUAGUGAAACAUGGUGUCCGGUUUUCUAUUGCAUUUUUUUUUCAAGUGGAAAAGUUAACUAAAUGGUUGACACACGAAUUGGUGGAGAAAUUGUGCAUAUGCCAAUUUUUUUGUUUAAAACCUUUUAUUUUGAAAUAUACUGCUUUUGAGAUCUCUUUUCAGAAGAACGGCAUGAACAGUCUUCAGCCACAGUUGUGAUGGUUGUGAAUGUUCACAAUUGUGUGUUCUUAGGGCUUUCCAUCCCUGGGGUUUGCAAGUUGUUAACUUAAAACAUUCUUUAAAAGGCUGACUUCUUGUUUGCAAGCCAGCUGAUAUGGUAGCAACCAAAGAUUCCAGUGUUUGAGCAUUUGAAAGACUCUGCCUGCUUACCUGUGCUAGAAAUAACAGCAUCUAAAGUGAAGACUUAAGAAAAAAAAACAUAGCGACUACUAGAUUAUCCUUAGGACUCUGCAUUAACUCUAUAAUGUUCUUGCUAUUAUAAAAGCAUAUUUGUCACAAAUUUAGUUACCGUCUUACAACUGAACAUGUAUGUGUGUUGCUUAGAUAAAUGUAAUCACUGUAAACAUCUAUAUGAUCUGGGAUUUUGUUUUUAUUUUGAAAUGGGAGCUUUUUGUUUACAAGUUCAUUAAAAACUAAAAACUGUUUCUGUAAGGAAGUGAAAUUUUUUUAAACAAAAUGCCUUGGUGACUCAACAUGAAGUAUAUCUUAUCAAUUUUUUGUUUUAUGUUUUGAGACAGGGUCUCAUUUUGUGGCUCUGGCUAGCCUGGAAGUCACUAUAGACCAGGCUGGCCCUAAACUCCGAGAUCUUUCCCUCUCUGCCUCCCUAGAGUCCUGGGACUAAAAACAUGAGCCACCAUGCCCAGCUUUCCCUAAUUUUUUUGAUAGUUCACUGCAAGUCAUUGUUAUAUUUCUCUGCUGCGAAAGAUUUUUUUUUUUUUGUCUUAAAGAGAAGAGCAUCCUGUCCAUUAUUUUUUUUCCUAUGACUCACAGACAAUACCCAGUACUGCAGCUGCCAUAACUUUGGCAUUGACUCCUAUGGCCACUGACUAGCAAGCAGAUGGACUGAUUCUGAAUAAGAGUGGAAGUGUUAAAGGGUUUAAUAACUAUAUUACAAGAUAUUUUUCUUAAAAAUCCUUGUGAAAUGGCUCUAAGAGUGUCACACAGUGUGAAGUUAGUGAUCUUGACCCUCUAGCCCCGCUUCUGUAGGUACCUGUGCACGCUUCCUCAUGGUCUCUUUUGGCCACUUUUCUUUUUCCCUUUGAUCCAAACGAAGGGGGAACUUAAUUGACCAUAAUUUUUCAAAUGGUGUAAUUUAUUCAUUACAGCAUGUCAGGAUAAAUUAAAAAAUGCUUUGUCUGAAAAUGCUGCCAGGAGCUUAUUGUGUAAAAUACUCUGAAUUGUAAAUUGACACGUGUUUGAGAAGAUUGUUGGGAUUGAUUUGUUGUGGUGUUUUUUUUUUAAUUUGAACAGCAAUAACUAAUUCCAUGAUUGCCACAUUAUGUUAUGAAGAGUUGUAUUAGUACCAUAAAGCUAAAGAAGGCUUAGUGAGGUGGGACUGGUGGGUGGCAGCUUCUGUUUCUUUUCUAACCAUGCUUGUCAGUUAAGGUGUUUGUUUCUUGACUAAUAAACCCUUUGAUACUUUUAGCCAGAAAUCAGUCUCAUAAAGCUAUUUUUGAGUAUAGUUUGUGUAAGAUAAAACUGUUCAGCUUUGGUUAUAAAUUUCCAGGCUGAACUCCCUCUCUAGCAAGAUAUUUUUCAGUGCUUUUAUUUACUAUGCACUUAGACUAUGCACUUUUUCUGAAAUAUUUUUGUAACACUUUUUUGUAUUUUUGCCAUUUGAAAAGGUGUGUCAUUGGUCUGUAACUAAGUUGCAGGUUUGAAACUGCUGUCAGCUUUGUGAACCAGAGCAGAAAUGUUUUGUUUCGGGUGUGUUGUCUGUCUGCAGCUGGAGCUGGAAUCCCACUGAUCUUCUAGCUACCUUUCGUUUUCCUCACAGUUCACCAAGAAGAGCAGAAGUUCAGUGAAUGCUGUUACUAAUCCUGUCUGGAAAUGAAUCUCAUUUCACCAAAAUUAAUUAUGUUUUUCCACUAAAAUGAUGGUAUAUGUUGAAGACACAUCACUUUGAAGUUGGAAGACCUCACCACUAAAGGCUCCACAGUGGCUGACUUGGCUGAACUCUAGGUUGCCACUCUUUUCUUUGUUCACCCACUGGGUGAUGCAGCUUUUUUAAAUGUUGGGAGAUGGCCAUUCUAACUACUGUUGAAUGUCUCUGUUUGGGGAAGGUAUAAUAAGAAAAUAAAAAAGAAUAUAUAUGAA